Molecule: messenger RNA, 1504 nt
Organism: Humulus lupulus (European hop)
Lineage: Eukaryota; Viridiplantae; Streptophyta; Magnoliopsida; Rosales; Cannabaceae
Exons: 7
Coding region: 61-1362 (433 amino acids)
Biological process (GO): late endosome to vacuole transport via multivesicular body sorting pathway; vesicle budding from membrane
Cellular component (GO): multivesicular body; cytoplasmic side of plasma membrane; ESCRT III complex
Source: RefSeq, a predicted model, not a curated record
UCAAAAUUAGAGGAGGUUAGGGAUAGGAAUAGGAUUAUCUUAUCCCGGCUUGGCAUUCCGAUGUCGAUAACAGAAUUCAUUCUCCAGGAAGUUCCGCAUUGGGACGAUGAACUGCUGGCCAGGGCUCGAUUUAAGGCUUUCAGUGGCCAAAGGUCGGAUUGGCAACCCAUCUUUCUUUUCUGGAGAGAUCUGAUCCUCAACGUCGCUCGCCACUUUCACAUUCUCCUCCUCCGACCUUCCCAGGUAAAGGACUGGUUCAAUCGAGGAGGCUUGACCCCAUUAUGCCUCGACCAUGUAUUGCUUGUAAUGUAUAAUGAAGGUGAUAUUGUACCAAGUGAGCAACUUGUGGAUCCUACAACCGGGCAACUCUAUCAGAUUUUCAGAAAAGUAAGAAAUUUUAUGGUUAGACCCAUCACUACUCCUCAACACAUCAACACCCAAGAUGUUUUCGUUGUCAUGUCAGUGUUGAAGGAUAAAGCUACCCAGGUUGUCAAUCUUUUAUCUCAAACUCAUUGGACUUGCUCUUGUAUUGUUACUAUGGGAAGGUUUCGGGAAAUAUGUGGAGGUACAACAGAUGAAGCUUCUGCUCUUUUCAGCUUCCUUUCAUCUCAAGGGAAGGCACGCCAUCUUUCUGUGAAUAGGGGGGAUAUUAUUCAGGGUGUUAAAGUCUCCCUCUCAAGAACACCUGUUUCUAGUAUUUCAAGUUUAGACUGUGAUGUUCUGCACUUGAUCUGGACUACAGAAAAGCUUGAGCAACAACAUCUUGUGAUUGACCAACGUUGUGAAAGGUCCAGAAAAUCAGCAAUAGCUUCAUUAAAUUCUGGAAACAAGAAUGUGGCUUUGAGACAUAUGAGGGCACUAAAAUUGGCUAAUAAUAGUAGAGAAAAAUGCACUACGCUUUUGAAUAGGGUAGAGGAAGUUCUUACUGUAAUUGGAAAUGCUGAAUCCACAAAAAAGGUUACUGAAGCCAUCCGAAUUGGAGCCCAAGCAAUAAAAGAAAAUAAGAUGAGUGUGGAAGAAGUUCAACAUAGUUUAGAAGAACUUGAGGAGAGCAUUGAUUUACAGAAGCAAGUAGAAAAUGCGUUAGAAUCUACACCGUUGUAUACAUCUGUUGAGGAUGAAGAUAUUGAAGAGGAGUUUAACAAAUUAGAGCUGGAGAUCGGAAGUGGAGAAGAUCCCCAUCGACCGAUUCCAAAGGUGGUGGCUCACAGUACAGUUGGGGAAACGGAGGGGUUGGAAUCGGCCGAAUCAUUGACCGAUCUGUUCUCAAAUCUCAAGGUUGCAGAUGACCCUUCAAGUAGUACAGUGGAUGGGAAUAUUGCUGCCAAAGAAACAAAAACUCUUGUACUGGAAGCUGCCUAGCUAAUCUAACAACUACUCUUUUUAAGGCAAAUGUUUGGCUGCCUUAAUUAAUGCAUGUAUAGACUACACGUUUCAAAUGGGUAAAUAUUUUGAUGUUGUAUUUGAUUGGUGAUAUUAUAAAAUAUUGAGAAGUAAAGAAGAA